AAACCAGCCCUCGUAUUCCUGCUGCUUGUUGUCACAGCAAACUGGACAUCUGCAAGUCCCGUCCGUUCCGCUCGCUCCCCUUCUGGGAAGGUAAAUUGUUUCCUCUCAAUCCAAUAAUUAGUAACAAAAGGCUCAGCAGUAAUUUAUCUUGCAUGCCAUAAAGAGUUUGCCUUUUUUUCCUUUUCUGUCUUUUACCGUCACUUUCUGAUUACUUCUCGCUCUUAUAAUUUCUGGAAAUAACUAAAACGUUUCAGAACUAAUUAUUGAAAUAACUGGAUUUAAAUUUAAGCUUCACUGCAUUUAUAAAUGCACCUUUCAUAAAAUACAAGUCUCUUUGCUUGCCACAAUGUUCAAUGUGUAAUUAAACUUGCCUUAGACCGUUGCGUUAUCGCGAUUCCUGUCGUCCUUGCUAGCUACAUUCUGCGUAAAAAUUUUUACGAACUAUCUCAACAAACCUGUCAAAAUUCAAAGAUCAGCGUACCUCCGCUCUAAUUUGAGCAUUUUCUAUUUCACAGGUUGUGGAUUAUAAAGUUCAAAUCAGCGAGACUGGGACAGAGUACAACGAGACAAUCGAGGUGGACACGGAGAAGCAAACUGAACUUUUUAAAGUUCCUGCUCAUAAUGACGUGGACGAAAGCAAUAUUUUGCACGACUUUAAGACGGUAAGUCUAAUUGCUUUUUCAAGAGGUGUAAAAACAUUAGGAUUUAUCCGAUCGUCAAUCAAACCUAAAAAAUGUGCUUAAUCAGUUCAAACCCAACUGACUCAUCAUAAGGUACAAUCUUUUUAUCGUGUUUCAAGCAUAACAAGUCUUGAUUAUAACUCUUUAAGCCAACGGGGACAACGCUGAACAUGAUCAGCUACCCUUUACUAGACAAGAAAAAGGGGACAUAUUCAUUAUGCUUACAAAUUUAUGUUUUCGUGUAAAUGAAAUACCGGUGUUUAAACAACAUUGGGAUUAUCGAAAAAUUCCUCUUUUAUCGUAAAACAGAAUACGACUAUGAUGCUGUUGCCGGAAAAAAAGAUAUGCUAUCUUAUGCCACUGUCAGAAGAGGUGCCGACUCCAGCAAAACUCGAGAGUGAUCUUAAUCAGACAGAGGUAAGGACAUGUUCCUUUUUCUCAGACAAACAAUUUGAGGUGAGCUCUGUCGACACCGAGAAACUGUUUCUGAAACAUUUUUAGAUGACAAAGAUUUUUUAAGUAAAAAACACAAUUGCUGUCUUCUUUUGUGAAUGCAAAAACCAAAUUAUGUCUUUACUUGCUAACUAUUCGCUACAAUCGUCAUUCGAGUGCUGCCACUUAAAUGUCACACAUCUUGGAUCAUUAUAAGAAGCUGGAAACAUUUUGGAAACUUAACUAGGUAUCCCAGUCUAUUGUAGAGAAACCAAUAAAAAAUUUCAAGAGGAGAAAUAUGUGGGCACGGGUUUCAAUAGUUUUGUCCUGGCGGCUGGCUGACCAAAGAAUACAGUGUACUGAUUUGUGAACACUGUGAGAUACGCAUAGCUCCUCUUUUACGGAAAGAUUGCUGAGAAAUUCUAAAACAUCUCGUUGCCGUUUUACAGGAAUUAGGAAUUGUCCUGCCUGCCACCUGACUAGUGCACUCAUUGGUGAAAAGUACAGGAGACGCAUGAUUUCUCUUUUGCAUAGGGAUGGCUGAAAAAUUCUGACAUCUCGUUGCUGUUUUGCAGGAAUUACACAAGGACAAGACCAAAAUUAUUGAUAGCAAGUGGACAGUGGACAAUGAGAUGGUGGACCGGUCUGAACUGAGCGAGGAGUUAGCAAACUUCUGUCCACAAUACCCGAUAUAUCAGGUGAAAAUGAUGGACGACUCAUUGACUGUUACAAGGGUAGAGACAGAAGGUGAGUCAAGGACAGAGAAG
Messenger RNA from Pocillopora meandrina, 1879 nucleotides. The record is from the annotation of a GenBank genome assembly. NCBI's taxonomy places the organism in Eukaryota, Metazoa, Cnidaria, Anthozoa, Scleractinia, Pocilloporidae.